AUGGCGGUAGCGGAAGAACUGUCGCGGUCCGACCUUGAGGAUCGACUCACGGAAUUGACCGAAGAGUUCGACCGCCUCAAAAUACUGAGCGUUAACCUAAAAAAGAUGGGUAGAGCGAAGUACUCGGAGAAACUCCUCGAGGAAAAACUCGAUUACGCCAGGCAAAUAUGGCGGAAUACCCGCGCCAUGUAUGCGAGCGUGAGGAAGAUGAUUCCCGCCGCGAAAAGACAAGCCUACGCGCUGUUUAAGCCAGGCUACCUCCUCGGUGCGGAAAACGAAUUCCAGGAAUUCCAGAAUUACGUUACCACCGAGAUGGCCCGAAUUGCCGCUGAGUCUAAAUCAGCGGCACCGGAAGUCCAACAAAGCAGCAUGCUGAUAGAGCUCCCGAAGCUAAGAUUGCCCAAAUUCGAAGGAGAUCCUCUUGAAUGGGAGCAUUUCGAGGAUCUAUGUACCUCCGAGGUUAUUAAUAAUGCAUGUCUAUCGGAUGUACAGAAUGCCUGCUUAGGGGAACCAGCUCUAGCGACGACUUCGUCGCUCGAGAUUGUCGGGCAUAAUUUCCCGGAAACGUGGAAAAAGCCGAAAGACAAAUACGGUCCUCCACGCGUGGCCACGGGAAAGCUGCUUGAUAAGCUCCUGUUCAUGGGGCCGAUUGAUUUAAACGAUCUGGCCAGUAUGCAGCAAAUCACUGUGGAUUGCACAGAGGCUCUCGCUGCUCUCAGGAAAAGGGGCACCCCCGAGCAGCUGUUAGAAUGGCUGCUCGCGCACCGAGCGAUACAGCAUUUCACCCCAAAAUUGAAGUUGGAAUGGCAGAGGACGCUCAGUCACUCGACGGAGUAUCCUACGUUUGAAGACGUAAGGCAAUUCAUUGAUAAUUAUGCGCAUGCUCUGCUUUCGAUGAACGAGGACCGUCGAGAGGCAGCCCUCGCACCUGAAACAAAACCACGCAUGUCUAAACAUAGCGACGCUCGACGAAAGAGCGUCGCUUCAAAGCCACUGACGAGCCCUAACGUCGUUGUGGGAACCGACUCGGCUACAAAACCGAAAAUGUCCAGUUCUGAAACUGACUGGCGAGUCAGGCAGUGCGGAUUCUGCACUGGGCCACACAGUCUGCCACGAUGCAACAAUUUCAUGGUGUUGCCGGCGAAAAUGCGUAAUCAAUACGUAAGGAAUCGGCAGUGGUGUGUGCGAUGCCUAGGGUUCUCCCACACGGCAAUGCGAUGCCCAAGCCCCAAGGUGUGCAACAAGUGUAGUGGGAAGCACCAUUCCCUACUGCACUUUGAUUGCACCCGGGAAGAAAUGAAUGCGAGGCCGUUAGCCCAAAAUUCAUACGGCCAGCGUGAAGAAAGCCGUUUAAAAGUCCAACCACGGCGACCGACCAAGUCGAAGCCAAAGGGAAAGAAAUUCGGCUUCGAAUGCUAA
This is a messenger RNA of Colletes gigas, 1419 nucleotides long. RefSeq lists its product as uncharacterized. The coding region runs from base 1 to 1419 and encodes 472 amino acids. The record is from RefSeq and is a predicted model, not a curated record. NCBI's taxonomy places the organism in Eukaryota, Metazoa, Arthropoda, Insecta, Hymenoptera, Colletidae. The transcript has a single exon.